AUGGAGCAGCUACAACUUGUGCUCCAGUGGAUUCAGCAUACUCAUAGGUUUCUCGCCCGAAAUGAACAGACUCGCAAAGUCUGGGAAAUAGCGGUGCUGGAAGAAGGUCUCAAAGCCCCUUUCUUGAUGCAUGGAAUCUUGGGAGUCUCUGCACUCCAUUUAUCUUGCUCUAACAACAGUGAGCAGGCCAGAUGGCUUAGCGUUGCAAUUUCUCAUAAGAAUAUUGCGCUAUCCAUGUUCUCUGAACAGCAAUCCAACAUCGACCAGUCCAAUGCUAAAGCGAUGGUGGGCUUCGCUGGGCUUGUCGUUGUAUUUGGCUUAGGAAGUGCACUAACACCUGGCACUGACUCUGGUCCUAGCCUCGGCUCAUUGCUUGAGAUUUUUACUCUCUCGCGCGGUGUGCAGACUGUUGUGAAUGAGGAGUUCCAAUUUCUGCUGCAAAGUAAUUUUGCACCGCUCUUUAAUGCAACACCACCAGAUGUCCCAAUUCCAGAGCAUCUUCUCAACGCAUUCGAUUACCUCAUCGAGUUGAAUAAUCAACUGGGACUGGAAUGUGAUAACCACGACGCUACAAGCUAUAAGCAGUCGAUCGACGUAUUACGAGAUUUGUCUGCUUUCACUUUGGCGCAACCUACAACGAUGACUUUAAUGGGCGGAUGGGCUAUCCGAUUAUUGCCAAAGUUCAUGGAUGCUUUGAUACGCCACGACCCAUUCGCUCUUGUGGUGCUGGCUCAUUUCUGUGGACUUCUGGACAUGGCCCAUGAAAAUUGGUGUGUAGGACCCUGGGGCUCUGUGGUGCUAGAUGAGAUCCAUCGCUUGCUGCCCUCGGAGUGGAAACAACGAAUCAAAUGGCCAAUCGAACAGAUCCGAAGAACCCAAAACAUCCAGUCCAAUGGCUUAAUUUUGCAAACAUGA
Messenger RNA from Penicillium brevicompactum, 915 nucleotides. RefSeq lists its product as uncharacterized. The transcript has a single exon. The record is from RefSeq and is a predicted model, not a curated record. NCBI's taxonomy places the organism in Eukaryota, Fungi, Ascomycota, Eurotiomycetes, Eurotiales, Aspergillaceae. Gene Ontology annotation, biological process: regulation of transcription by RNA polymerase II. The coding region runs from base 1 to 915 and encodes 304 amino acids. Gene Ontology annotation, molecular function: DNA-binding transcription activator activity, RNA polymerase II-specific.